AUGGCUUCUCGUGGCUAUGGACUGCGUCGUCUUUGCGGGAUUGCUGCCAUUAUCGCACUUCUUCUCCUAUCGCUCAAAUCCUUUCGCACGAGACCGACGAGCAAAGAUCUCACUGCCAACACAAUUCGCAAGCCGCCCAGGCUACACCACGUUCCCUUCAGCACCGCUACGGACCCGAAGAUAUCUUGGAUUGACUUUUAUUUCCAGAGGUUACAAAAGCCUUCAGUACUACCCGAUACCCCGAAAUACUCCCCGUUCGGGGCUUUUGAGUGGCACUUGCCCGAGGACGUCCCGUGGCGGAAGAGGCUUGGCAAAGAUCUGUGCAUAAUCGACUUGGACGACCGAGGCUUCAAUGCCUCUGGGCAAAUAUGGGGCCCGCACAUAAUGAGCUGGGAUCACGCAGAAUCUGUGCAUGGCCUAUCGCUGGGGUUUCUGAAUCAUUGGUUGUAUAGUAAGCUUCAUUUCCUUUUGAUGUUGAGAUACAAACUUACGAGGCGCAAAGUGGAUAGCUAUGAGGACCGCCGCACUUCGUGGAAGAAGCCUGCCAUUAUUUCGAAAUUAUUGACAAAGCACAAGGCAUGCAUAUAUCUUGACUCGGAUGCUCUGUUCAGAAAUCUAGACUUGCCGUUCGAAUGGUUGAUGAAUUACUGGGGGAUUAGCCGGGCCACAAACUCGCUUGCUCUAGCUUUUGACCCGGCGCACGAAUGGAACCAGGAUGAGUUCGGGAAGGAGUUUCUCAACACGGGAUUUCUUGUGGCGCAAAACAAAGCGAGAACCUUUGAGAUCCUGCGCGCCUGGCAAGAGUGUCCAAACGACGGCGGUCGUUAUCCUAGUUGCACAAAGUUUCGGACAAACGAUCCCGGCCGUCCGACGGACCAAGGAGGAUUUGGCACGUAUAUCCGCUACGACUAUGUCGACGAUAUCAAGGAGCUACCCUGCGACGAGGCGAAUGGCUUCCCCGAGGCCCAUUCUGGGUGCGAUGGCACGUUUAUCCGUCACCUCUGGACGGGAAAGGACGGGCUCCUCAAAACUUUUGCAGGAAGCCAGAUGCCAGGACCUUUCUUGGAGUAUUUCCACGAGGAAUACAUUAGGACAAAAGCAGAAUUUCACAUGUUUGAAGCGGAGCUCAUGGGUUAG
This is a messenger RNA of Beauveria bassiana ARSEF 2860, 1137 nucleotides long. RefSeq lists its product as uncharacterized. The transcript has 3 exons. Gene Ontology annotation, cellular component: Golgi membrane. Lineage: Eukaryota; Fungi; Ascomycota; Sordariomycetes; Hypocreales; Cordycipitaceae. Gene Ontology annotation, biological process: protein N-linked glycosylation. Gene Ontology annotation, molecular function: glycosyltransferase activity. The record is from RefSeq and is a predicted model, not a curated record. Bases 1 to 1137 code for a protein of 378 amino acids.